Spinacia oleracea (spinach) is the source of this 4924-nucleotide messenger RNA. RefSeq names its product SUPPRESSOR OF ABI3-5. Gene Ontology annotation, biological process: mRNA splicing, via spliceosome. Gene Ontology annotation, molecular function: RNA binding. The coding region runs from base 1593 to 4637 and encodes 1014 amino acids. The record is from RefSeq and is a predicted model, not a curated record. The transcript has 16 exons. NCBI's taxonomy places the organism in Eukaryota, Viridiplantae, Streptophyta, Magnoliopsida, Caryophyllales, Amaranthaceae. Gene Ontology annotation, cellular component: nucleus.
UCUUUCAGAUUUUUCAGUUGACCUAAAAAGUAUUAUUUUCUGUAUGUUUCGAUUUGAAUUGCGAUUCAUGAUAUUUUGGUUUUCUUUAACUUUCUUUUAAAAAAUCUGGAUUUAAAUUGUGGAAUUGAAGUUAUAAAUUCAGAGCUUAACCAAUAUGAGUAAUUGAGUAUACCCAAGUUUAAGUUUUGCAUCAUACAUGGAUUUUGUUAAAGUAUUCUGAAAUUAUUGGUUGUUUUGAUCAAGGGACACGUCUGGAGAGUGGAGAACCCAGGCUUUCGUUGGGUCGAGUUUUUUCAUAGGCGUUGAUAUUAAAUAUUGUUAUGUUCUGACGGGUUAUGGUUUCGGGGAUAGGGAAUGUGGUAUUGUUUCAGUUUCCUGAAUUGUGCAAGGUUGGUGGAUUAGAGGUAGGCAUUUAAGGAAUUAGCAAUGGUUCCGUUACCUGUUUAAAAAUGUAUAUUAAUAGAUAGUCUCGAACACAGCACUUACUUUGGGGUAAUACUGAUUCACUUGGACCGUCUCUGAUAUAAUAAAUAUGAACAUGAUAUCGUAUACCGUAACAGCAUCGCUUGAGUUAUUAAGAAUUAAGACUCGUUUUGGAUCAUUGGAGUAAAGAAUAAAAUUCUAUCCAUAUAUUGAACUUUGCAAACAGAAAUAUCUAUCAUAAAAUUUUGUAUGCUCUGGGAUUGAAGAAUUUGGACCUCCGAAUAAUGGGAGCUAAACCCGAUGCCUUACCUGCUUUGCAAAUGCUUGAGCUCUAUAAAAACUUGUGUUUAGUGGAUUUUUUUUUAUCUAUGCCGUAUCCAACUUCAGCCCUCAUCGCUACCCUUGUAAUGCUGUAAGGUACUGAGGUGAUAUUCAGUUGCUCUUCUGAUCAAGGGUCUGAAAUGAGCUACCUCUGCUCAAUUGUAGUGGUAAUUUGUACAUGCAGUUGACCUUCUAACCCUACACUAGAUGGAGAUCCGUUGACUUUGCGACAGUUUUGUUUAUUUUCAGUGUUAAUUUAUAUACUACCUUGCUGGCCAAUCUAAUUGUUUGUGGCAAGGAAUGUGGAUCUGGUGCCAUUGUAGUUAGGUUCCCCUUGACAGAUGUUUUAGUUGUUGAGUUUAAUAGUACCUAUGAAUCUAUGAUUGAUGAAUGUUGGUAAUUAAGGUUUGAAUUCUGUAACAUUCAUUGAAUGUUUUAGAGAACAUUUUUUCUCAAAAAGUUGCAAUCUGUGUUGCUAUAUUAUUAGACGUUAUGCAGUUUGAAUCAAGGCGAGGAAUGAGUUUAUUGAUGUUGAAUUAUUGAUGGUUAUGCUUUUCCUUUCGGAAAAGAACAUUUUAUUAUUUGGCCAGUCAGAAGAGUUUUCAUUGGCUAGUUAGUUGGUGUAUUUUUCUUGGUGAUACUUGUCUGUUUAGACUUUAGAGAAAUGGGAUGGGUAUAUGUGGGCUAUGAGGAUUCCGCUGGAGGGAAGGCCGUGUCAUGACAAUUGGUUCUUGGUUCAUCGUGGGCAUAACAGUGUGUUUGUGCAUCCAUUACAGGAAAGUUUUGCAAACAUCCUGAUCCUCAUGCCAAGAGCCUUGCAGGGUUAACUUCAGCAAGUUACACAAGAAAUGGAUGGUCGCUAUGGUCUUCAGCAUGGAUGGGAAAAUAACAGCGCAUUGGAGGCAUAUGGUGCUGUCCAUGAGUCAAAUUACCGUGCUUAUGAUGAUAGGAGAUUUUUAGAUGAAAGGUUCCCCAGGGAUAGUGCAUACUCAAGGGGCACAUUUCAUCGAGAUAUUGAGAGAGACAGUUAUGGGGAUCCUCCACCAGUUGGUCUAUGGCCUCAAGCAAGACGGAGAGGUUAUGAAGAAGAGUAUCCUCUUGAAAGGGAACCUAGAAGACAUGACAAGUCAUACUUUGAGCCAUAUCAUGAGAUGGAUGAUUUCCGUGAUAGUCACAGGGCUGGGAGAUUUGGCAUGCGUGAGCGUGAUGAUUAUGCUUUUGAUGAUUAUGAUUAUAAGCAUCGUAGAGACAGUAGUCGUGAAAGAGAUUAUGAUAAUGGCAGACAUAGUCAUGAUUCUGAUUAUGAUAGAAGCAGAAAGGAUGACAGUUGGAGGCGGCGUGGUUCACGUGACAGGAGAGCUUUGAGUCAUGAAAGGGAUUUGAGUCCUUAUAAAAGGCAUUCACGCUCCCGUUCACGGUCUCGUGGUCAUGAUGACCGUUCCAAAUCGAGGUCUCCCCGUGGUCGUAGCCGUGGCCGUAGUCAUCAUGAGGACAGUUAUGAGGAUCGGUAUGAUAGGAUGGAGAGACGAAGAGAUCGUGAUGAUAAACGACAUGAGCAAUAUUCUGUGACGCCUUCUGCUACUGUAGUCGUUAAGGGUCUCUCACAGAAGACCACUGAAGAAGAUCUAUAUCAAAUUCUUGCUGAGUGGGGGCCUCUACGCCAUGUUCGAGUCAUCAAGGAGCGGAAUUCUGGCAUUUCCCGUGGAUUUGCUUUUAUAGAUUUUCCAUCAGUGGAUGCAGCGCAGGCGAUGAUGGAUAAGGUUGGAUUGGAAGGCCUUGUGGUAGAUGGAAGGAAGCUUCUGUUUGAGUAUAGUAGCAAGCCAACUGGGGGUUCAGGCGGCGCACCUUAUGGACAAGAUGGUCUGAGGUCCUCAAACACUAACCAUAGAAGCACCGUCCCUUCUGAUUGGAUGUGUACUAUCUGUGGGUGUGUCAAUUUUGCUCGUCGAGUCUCAUGCUUUCAGUGUAAUGAGAGCCGGACUGAUGAUGCUCCACCAGCUGACAUGUCUUCAUCAACUCCAGGACAAUUGGGUAGAAAGGCAGCUGAGGCAGGGCCAACUCAUGUUUUGGUUGUACGUGGGUUGGACGAGAAUGCUGAUGAGGAAAUGCUUCGCUACGAGUUCUCUAAACAUGCUCCAAUCAAGGAUCUUCGUCUUGUUAGAGACAAGUUUACCCAUGUUUCAAGAGGAUUCGCAUUUGUUCACUUCCACUCAGUUGAGGAUUCCACUAAAGCCCUGGAAGCAACUAAUGGAACAAACCUGGAGAGAAAUGGUCAGAUUCUACGUGUGGCAUAUGCAAAAAGCAUACUUGGUCCUGGAUCAGGGUCCUCCAUGCAUUCACAAUCAAGCAGCCUCGCUGCUGCUGCAAUUGAGGCAGCAACAUUUUCUCAACAGUAUGAUGCUGUCGGUUGGGCACCUAAGGAAUAUAAUCCAGAUGACAGACAACCAACUGGCAGCCAGGAACCAGCCACAGAGGUUGCUAGUCGAAAAGAAGGUUCUGCUCCUCAAGCUGGUUUUGUGUGGGAUGAGGCAUCAGGCUACUAUUAUGAUGCUUCCUCUGGUUUCUAUUAUGAUUCAAAUACAGGUCUAUACUAUGAUGGUAAUGGUGGGGUAUGGUACUCAUAUGACCACCAAACUCAGCAGUAUGUUCCUUGCGUUGAUCAAAAUGCUAACAAGACAGUGGAAAAGGAAUCAGAAGCUCCUAAGGCAGAGAAUAGUACUACUAGAAAAGUAGUGAUUUCUGCACCUGCAGCUACGAUAAUAUCGAGUGAGAAACCUGCCUCAUUACCUGAUGCCGUUCAGGCAGCUGCCUCUGCUGCGUUAGCUGCUGAAAAGCGAGAGAAAGAGAAGUCCAAAGAAAUAAAACUUGCUUCCAAGAGCAGCAUUUUAGCCAACAAAAAGAAAAUGAACAAUGUGUUGUCGAUGUGGAAGCAGAGAAGUCAUGAAGGUCAAACACCUCGUGUGGCGCUAGAUGAUGGUCAGUCUAACAUAUCUGGUGACCGUCAAAACUCCAUUUCAAUGUCCUUGAAGUCAAAAACAGUGGGUUUAAAGGAGAAUGUGAUUGCUAGUUCUGGGUUCUUCUCAACUACAUCAGCCCCUCAGACCACAGUUUCGGAAUCUGAUGUUAAGCCUCGUCCUGUGAGCAACAGCACUGGAGGCACCUUAAUGGGAGUAAUUAGAGGUUCUGGAAAAGGGAUUAUCAAAUCCGAUACGGUUUAUCCAGGAACGACUAGUCUCUCCACGCCGUCAUCAUCCUCAUCUCGCUCAGUUGCUGUUCCUGCAACAAAUUCUGAUAUGCAUGGAGGGGCAACUUCAUUUAGAACCGAUAUAUCUGCUCUUGGCACCUGUACACCACCUGCAGCCUCAGCAAGUGGAAGGAGGAGAUUUUCUGAGACACCUUUGCAGUCUGCAUCUAUUCAGAGGGAGCUGCAUCAGACUACAUACCGAGACCGUGCCGCUGAGAGACGCAGAAUGUAUGGGUCAACAGCUUCUUAUGGUGACGAUGACCAGGAGUUGGGAGAUCCAAAUCAAGAUGUGGGGUUCAGAAAGGGUGCAUCAGAUUUGGGUUCUAUGCCGUUUCCACCUGGUGUUGGUGGCCGUGGGACAGCAGACAGAAAUGUGCAAAAUUAUGAUGUGAUUUCAUCUGACAAAGCAAUUGAUGAAAGUAAUGUCGGUAAUAGGAUGCUUCGCAACAUGGGUUGGACCGAGGGAUUGGGACUAGGGAAGGAUGGUAGUGGGAUGGUGGAGCCUGUUCAGGCACAGUCAUUUGACAGUAGGGCGGGUUUGGGAAGUCAGCAAAAGAAGGUAGAUGCGGGCUUAGAAGUGCACCCAGGAGAUAGCUACAAAACUUUAAUACAAAAGAAAGCACUUCAAAGAUUUCGAGACAUGUCUUGAAUCAACCAAGCAAACCGUGAGAGAGUGCAAUUUUGGAGCUUAGGACAUAUCAGAACAAAUACUAUUUGAACAUGGACCAUGAGUUGCUUUUGCCCGCUAACUAGGAUUGUUAUCAUUUGGCUUCUUGUACAGAACUACGGAAUUUUAUUAUUUCGGGAAUUUAUUUGCAAGAGUAAAAUGUUAUUUUUUUUUUUUUGCGUUUUUGUCACUUGGGGAAACUAAUAAGAUUAUACAUGGGAAAUUCCCCAUUUUUACUCAUUAAGAAUUCCAGAGGUUGUAGGCUUGGA